UUUUCUAACCUAAAGCGGCUGAGAUUGAGAAGCCGUGAACUUCUGUCGGUUCGAUUCUUCAUCAUCUUCUUCCUCUCUCUCUCUCUCCGUAUUCGUGCCACACUCUGCUCUCUCUCUCUCUCUGCAUGUCGGUUUCAUCUUUUUCGUCUGCCAAAUUUCGAUAAGCUCGUCUUUCACUGCUGCGGUACCUGCUGUUCAUCACAUUUUCACUUCCAGUAGUGAUUUUGUAGUGCCUUUGUUCGUCUGAUCUCUUGUUCCGAUUCGACUUCGGCUUGUUCGGUGCAUUUCCUUCGAUUUUAUGACUCCAAUUCGUCUCGCUCUCCCUGGAUCAUCAAUAUCCACUUUCGAUUUCGAGUUUCGGUGCUUAUUUUCUUGGCCUGUCUCAGAUCUCUGAUAUUUCUACUGAAAAAUGAUGGAUCCGAUUGAGGAAGGAUCGGAGUUCAAGGACGCCGGAAGAUCCCCGAGAAAGGCGUCGCCGGCGGAAAGCGAGCAGAAUAGGAAGACCUGCGCCGAUUGCGGGACGACCAAAACUCCUCUCUGGCGCGGAGGUCCGGCCGGCCCUAAGUCUCUCUGCAAUGCGUGUGGGAUCCGAAGCCGGAAAAAGAGGAGGUCGCUUCUAGGUUUGAACAGGGGGAGCGAAGUGGAGAGAAAAAACAAAGGAAGCAGUAACAGAACCAGCAAUGGCGGUGGAAAUCAAGCAAAAAUUGGGGGAGAUAACUUAAAAUGGAGAUUAAUGGCUUUUGGUAGAGAAGAAUUGAUGCAGAGGAGACAGUUAGGAGAGGAAGAACAAGCUGCUGUUCUACUGAUGGCUCUAUCGUAUGGAUCUGUAUAUGCUUGAAGUGCUAAAAGAUUUUGGAGUAGUUUUUUUGUGAGCUCUCUGAUUUCUAGAUUCCCUAACCAUAACUGUAAUGUAGCAUCUGCUUCUUCUCUUCCUCUGUUCUUCAAUGGAUUGAUUCUCUUUUGUUCUGUAAUUUCUAGGGUUUUUUUUUGGGUGGGAAAGAGAAUAUAGCUCAAUUUGUUUUUGGAAAUGUAGAGAUCGGAACAAGUGUUUGGAAAUUAAUUCUAUUCAACCACAAAUGGAAAUUGGUGUUUAUUGGUUACUGUUGCCCAA
Molecule: messenger RNA, 1111 nt
Organism: Momordica charantia (bitter melon)
Lineage: Eukaryota; Viridiplantae; Streptophyta; Magnoliopsida; Cucurbitales; Cucurbitaceae
Product: GATA transcription factor 15
Biological process (GO): regulation of DNA-templated transcription
Molecular function (GO): sequence-specific DNA binding; zinc ion binding
Source: RefSeq, a predicted model, not a curated record